Messenger RNA from Nomia melanderi (Alkali bee), 5715 nucleotides. The record is from RefSeq and is a predicted model, not a curated record. Lineage: Eukaryota; Metazoa; Arthropoda; Insecta; Hymenoptera; Halictidae.
GUUUGUGUCGGCACUGGGCUACAAUUCAAAUGUGUGACGCUUGAGUUUCUGCACGGUCUGUUGCGGCGUGUAAAGUUUAAACAGUGUUUCGACUUGCAAUAGUGCGUGUUCUAACUAAAUGAGUAGAAAAGAUUCGUUUAACAAAAUGUUUAUAGCACGGAAUGAUAAUAAACAACCUAGCAAUUAUAGUUUUCCUUCGACGAAAUUGCGAAACGUGUACUGUAUUCAGUGCAGACACCAGUUUUUUCUUCGAGAAUUUGUACCUUUACGGGGGCUAAUUCCUUUAUUAUUGCAAUGCGGACAUGUCAUAUGCGAUAAAUGUGCAAAGACUGCCUAUAACAAACCUUGUUUUGUAUGUAAUAUGACUUCUAAGUACAAUAAUGAUCAGACUGCUUUGUUACCUUUAAACAUGUAUGCAUUGGGACUAAUGAUCGUAUCCCACAAUCGACCAGUGGGUACUGAUGACUCAGACAUAUGUUUCUUUAAGCCAAUUAGUUCUAGAGUGAAACAACAAUGUAUACAAGGAUUAUGUUAUGAAUGUGGAGUUCAGGCAUCAAUAAAAUGUCCCCAGUGCAAUGCUCUUUAUUGUUUAAGUUGUUAUACCAAGAUCCAUGGACGAGCAUUGCAAGGACAUUCCAAAAUUAUUUUAUCUAACAGUAACAAUGAAGAUGCUCUUAUUGUUCAAAAUACAUGUUCAGAACGAUGCAAAGAACCAUUGGGGUAUUAUUGUGAAAAUUGUGAGAUAGCUGGAUGCUCUCAUUGUAUGUUGAGAUUACAUAAGAAACACAAUUAUGUGUCAUUAGUUAACAAGAAUACGGACUUCCUCAUCGAUUUCCAUGAGAUGUGCACGUGUGUCGCUCAGAGGUUGCAGAGGAUUCAUCAGGCGCAAAAGAAACUGAAAACGGUAAUUACGAGCCCGGAGAACGUGGAGAAUGCCCACAGCGUCGAAACGGCGAUCACGCAGCAUUUCGCGUUUCUUCAUGGGACUCUUCAGAAUAUGGAAAGAAAAAUCAUCGAUGAGCUGCACCAGCAUCGCGAUUCAUGGAACAAAAACAUAGACGACAUUUCUGAGCAGCUCAAAGAAUUGGAGAGUCGUUUGCAAACCGCGCUUACCGUAAUUGGCUCUGUAGACGAAAAUUUGGACAAAAUAGAUCUUCAACAGGUGAUUAAAAAGCUGCGAAAGCUGUGCGACAUUCCCUGCCAUUUGUUAAUAAAUUCCGAGCCGGAGGACAUGGAAAUAAGAUUCGAUAUCGACGAAAGCAUCAUCGAGGCCUUGCAGAAGCAUUGCACUAUACAAAUACCGAGAACGUCGAGUUUCAGUUUGCAACGGACGGAAUUGUUACCGGACGAUUACGAAAUGGAACCGCUCACGGAGGAAUUCAGCAUUCCAAAGCACAAAGACAGAUCGUUCGCGGGAAUGAAAUCGACAUCGGUUGUUACCCUUCCAUCACGACAGACUGAUGAUUAUCCUGCUGCCGGGUCUUCAGAGAUGGUCCGCGUUACGCACGUUGUUAAUCCAUCUUGCUUCUACGUCCAGCUGGUACAAAAUCAAAAUAAAAUAGCAGAACUCAAAAAGGGGCUAUCUUUGCUAGCCAAUACAUCGGGGAUUAUACCCACGGCAGUGACGAUAAAUGCCCUGUACAUUGUGCAGUCUGCUAAGGAACGGUCUUGGUACCGUGGACGCGUUAUUAAUAAAAAGACGGAUCACAGCGGUGAUGAGAAAUAUACGGUGUACUUUAUUGAUUACGGAAUGGAAGAAGACAACGUGCCGUUGUCAAGAAUGAGGAACAUUAUACCACAGUUUGCGAUGUUCAAUGUAAUGGCACUGAGGUGCUCAUUAUUUGAGAUUGUUCCGAACGGUGGUCAAUGGCAUCCCGAUGCUAUUGAAGCAUUUAAGAAACUCGUAUACACGAACUCGAUGGUUUCAAUGUGCAUCAUGACAAUAACGGGAGACACAUAUUACGUUGACCUCUGUGCGGUGUCCUCCAAAGAUGCAGGGUUAAUACCCAUAAAAGACUCAUUAACGUAUAUGAAGUACGCAACUUGUAUUUCACGAAAUAAACUUCUGAGGAUGAACCCUUAUUCUACCAAGACAUAUGUCAAGGAAGAAUUGUCGAUGGAAACCUAUACGAACGUUGAUAUUUUAUACAUUGACUCACCUAAGUGCAUAUACGUUAAAAAGGUGCACGCAUGCAGAUCACACUUUAUUAAAAUGGUUCGUGAAAUGACGGAAACUUAUGAACAAAAUAUAUCUCUCACUGAAUCCAUUCCUGCGAUUCAUAAAGAUUUACCGUGUGUGGCACGCGGUGCUGAUGGACUCUGGCACAGAGGUAUAAUAAACGAAGUUACAGAAAAUACAGUAAGGGUUUUUUAUGUUGACUUAGGAUAUACACUGACACUAAAUUAUGAUUCUGUCAGAGCACUUUCUAAGAAUUUCAUGAGCUGCAAAACACAGGCAAUCAAAGUCUCAUUAAAAAACAUUAAGCCGAUUAAUAACAGUACUGCUCAGUGGGGUCCAGAGGUAACUAAAUUCUUAGAGAAACACCUUGGAGAACCAAUGCGUUGUAAAAUUAUGACCUUCGACAAGAUCGGAGAUACAUAUAGUGUACUUAUGUAUACUCUUGAUGAAAGCAGUAUUUCCAAUUUAUUAAUAACAAAUGGUUUCGCAAUAGAUGCAAGACAAAGGUAAAUAUCCUAAAUUAUGAAUCAUAUAUAUUUUAAACCCCAUACUACAGGAAAAUACUAUCAAAAAGAAGAAGAAAUAAUAGAAAAACAUUGUGAAGAAUAUUCAGAACCAUUUGAUGCGAUGAGUCUAAUGAAUGCAAGCAUGAAAAACAGUGGGGUGUUGAAAGAAAAGGAAGACCCUUUUAAAGUACAAGUUCUAAUACACCAGGUUCAUUCCCCUAAUUGUAUUUAUGUGUCUGAUGCCAUGUAUGAACCAACAGAUAUAAAACAAAUGAUGGAUCAGAUGCAAGAAUUUUACAGCAAAUAUCGCUCCGCGAAACGCGACUGUUGGAAUGAAGGUGCUGUUUGUGCAGUAUUUUUAGCAAAAAACAAUAUGUAUUAUAGGGGUAGUGUCGUUGAAAUAAAGUCCAAGGAUCGAGUACUUGUAUUUUUAUAUGAUAUGGGAAACGAGGAAAUAGUCACGAUAAAUGACUUACAAUCCUUGUAUCCGCCAUUCUUAAAAAUACCAACUUAUGUUUUCAAAAUCAAAUUAGCCGGUAUAUUACCUUGUGGAGGAUCAAGGAAAUGGCCGUCAUUGUCCUGUCAGGAAUUAUGUGAAAUUACAAAGAACGAAAACUGUAAAUUUUACGUAACAAAGCUUGAGAAUGAUGACAUACAAGAUUCUGCGAUACCGGUAGAACUCUGGAUAAAAGAAAGUAAAAUAGACGGACCUUUAUCUCCUACAAGGAUUGAAAUUAAUUCGGUGAAUAGAAUGUUAGUUGAAAAAGGUGUUGCCUUACCUAUAAAAGGAUAUGCUAAAAAACGUGAUAAAAUCUUGGCGAUUGAAUUAAAAUCACAAUUGAUGAAAAAAUUAGAAAGAUUGUCGAAAAGCGAAUCAAACGUGAAGUGGUUUAAAAUAAAUGACGAAAACGAUUCUCACUCUAGUACAAGCGAUAAAACAGAUGUUAAAACAUUCUUACGAUACUCGGAUUCCGACAGUCAAGAGUACAGUUCGGAAGAAAUACUUUACAAUAUACCAUCGCUACCAAGUUUAAAUGCAUGGUUACCAGCAGAGGACAUAUUGAACGAGACAUUUAUUGCUCUACCUACAAAUCUGGACCAUAACGGUUACUUAUAUCUGCAUUCUGUAGAGCAGAAUGAAAAAAUAUUGCUUGAUAUAGAAACAAAAUUGCAAAAAUUCUACAAAAAUUCUGAAAUAGAAGCAUGUGAUACAGUAUGGGCUGCAGGGAACAUGUGCAUUGCUCAGUAUCACGCAAAUAAAAAAUGGUACCGAGGAAAAGUGUUGAAGAUCUUGGAAAAUGACAUAGUUGAAGUGGAAUUUGUGGAUUAUGGUAAUGUUGAGGUAUGUUCUAUUGGUACUUUAAAGAAAAAAGUGAUUUUGGAGAAUAUUCCUAUACAAUGCAGCAAAUGUUUAAUUUAUGGACUAAAUCCGGGAGAUGAACAUGGAAAAUGGAUGGUAGAAGAUUUGGACAAAAUACAUUGUCUCCUUAUAGAUAAAAAAUGUGAAGUGUCUAUCUUAGAUAAAACCAAUAACGUUUACAUUAUUUCUGUAACAAUAUUUCCAAACAAAUACUGUCGAAACAAGAGUGACUUAAUUACAUUUCUCAUCAACGAUUGGGGUAUGAAUAUUAAACCUGAUAGUGAAAUGAAUAUAUCAGAAAAAGAAUCAUCCUUCACGGAUACAGCAGACGUAAUAAUUGAAAAUUCAGACUUACUAUACUCAAUUGACAGAAUGGAAGAAAUAAAUGAAGUAACGCUAGAAACAGAAGAAAAGAUAAAAGAUAAACUAAUCAGUGGAUAUUCUCCAUUGAUACAAGAUAAUGCACUGAAUGAAAGUGGUAGCAUUGCUACAACUGACGUUGAAAAUUUGUCAUGGUGUAUUGUAAAAAGUAAUAUAGUUUCUUCUACGCCUAACGUUGUUUCGGAAGAAAAUCUUUCAGUGGUUUAUAAACUAGUCAAUAUCCCAAAAGAUUUACAGUACAUUGAAAUAGAACUAUGCUGUAACAUUUCUGCUACUGAAUUUUAUGCUCGGUUGAAAGAAAAUGCACACUCAGUAGUUUUGAGUGCAUACUAUGCCCAAUAUAAACUUCUUAUGGAAGAUUUACAAGAAAAUGCUCCCAAGCAACCAGUACUUACAGAUAUUACACUAAACACACCUUGCUGUGCAAAAUUUAAUGAUGAUCUGUGGUACAGAUGUUUAAUAAUAGAAAGUGAUACUAUUGAAGAUACAAAUGAUAUCGAAAUUAAAUUAUUGUAUGUUGAUUAUGGCAAUGACGAAUACAGAACAGUUAAUGCUCAAAAUUGUGAGUUAUAUACUCUAAAAAAAGAAUGGGCAGACGUUCCAGCUUUAGCAAUGAAGUGCAGAUUAUGGAAUGUAGACGUUGUUCCCUCCGCAGAUGAAACUAAACUUCUAACCGAAAUACAUAAAAUGUAUAGUAAACCUGUUGUAGGUACAAUUAAGGAAAUUGAUAAAGAAUAUACAAGUCUCGAGCUAUAUGAAGACACAAAUCUUAAAAAACUUUUAUAUAGUUCACUCAUCGAAGAUGGCUUAUUUAAGAUUAAAACAAACAACGAACAAAUCGCAUUCUUUAAAAAUAUCAGCAAAUAGUUUAUUUUCGUAACGUUUAUAACGAUACAUCAGUAUGAAAAUAUUAGACUCCGAUGUGCAAUUAUAUGUAUUUAUGUUUAUCAUUGUUAUAUUACUAAAUGUUCGUCAUUGAUUCAAAGAAAUAAUUAUUUUAAAAAAUUUAUUAUCUGCAGAAGCUUAAACUUAUAUAUUAUAAUUUUACAAUUUUUUUUAGAGAAAUUUAAAAAAUUUAUAGAAAAUGUAAAGAUUAAUAUAUUAACGUUGCGUACUUUUAGCAAUUUGCUCUUUAAGUACCAAAAUACUUUGUCUUUGUUCAGGUGGUAGCAUAGCUAUUUGUUCAUCAGAUAACUGCAGUACUUGCAUUAUCAAAGCAGCCUGUAAUAUAAUUGUUCAUUAUUUUCAUGUUCUUUCUUACAUUAUAUAGAUAUGACUACGUAAUAUUU